ACAAGUGACUGUUCAGUAGCUCGCGCAGCGCAGCAGUGUUCCUUCUUGGUGGUUGGCGUUAUGCAAUUGUACCUGUCAAAAGAAGGUUUCAGCAGUUUGUUCGUCGUAAACAGCAGCACAUUUCUUGCCACAGCAUCAGUUGCCUACAUCUGCUACUAGUCCCAUGUCAAGGAAAUCAUUUGAUCCACUAUGGAGACGCACGGUUACUGGGAUGAAACAUCAGCGUCUUCUCAACAUCUGAAAUUUGAAACCUGCAGCUCCGCCGACGGGUCGUCGCGCAGGGAUGAUCAGACCAUCUUCCAGUACUGUGACGGGAAUCUCAACUUUACAACUGCAGCAGCUACAUCAGAAGACGACGAAUUUAACUUUCAUAAGAAGAAAGUGUCAAGGGAUCCAAUGUCACAUCGCAUAAUAGAGAAGCGGCGGCGGGAUCGUAUGAACAAUUGCCUGGCUGACUUAUCACGAUUAAUACCAGCGGAUUACCUGAAGAAGGGCCGUGGUCGCAUUGAAAAGACAGAGAUAAUUGAGAUGGCUAUCAAACAUAUGAAGCAUCUUCAGUCUCUGGCGUGCCCUCAGCUAGAGAACUGUGACCUAGUGCCGGAACAUACUCAGCCAGGUCCAAUUGUACUGGAACAUUAUCGGCUUGGUUAUCAGGAAUGUCUGUCUGAAACUAUGCAUUUCAUGGUUGAAGUAGAAGGAUACUUUGCUGGGGAUCCUUUGUGUGUCCAGCUUAUUAACCACUUACAGAAGCACUGUGACAAAAUACUCAAAGGUGACAGGAUCAACUUCCCACGAACAAAUGUGGCAGAGACAACAAGCACUUCUUCUGGCAGUUCUGGUGGUUACGGGCACCAUUCGCGACCCAUCGGUGCAAGCUCCGGCCUCGGAUCGAGCUCUUCACCAGGUUCAGGAUCUGGUUGCAGCUCUGAUUCAGGCAACAAGGAUACUCCAUCAGAAAUGCUUACACAGAGGCAGACAGUUGCUCCAGUUCCCGGGAUCACUGUGGAAGACAGAGAAGCAGUCCGAUGCAGUCAGUUACGGGACAUGCUGCAGCAACAUCCAUCUGCCACUGUCUCCUCUUCAGCAAGUAUGCCAUCAGUUGAUCAGAGUUCAGCUCCUCCACUUUAUAAGUUCAAGAACAAUAUCAAGCAACGCUUCACAGCAGAACACGAUGCUUCAUCAGUGAUACCUCUGUCAGAAGUGUGUAAUGGCAGCAGUGCCAAGAGAGCACGGUACAUGUCAGAGAUGAGUGAAGAAACAGGUGGAAGUGCAAUUAACAUCCUAGGACUGCCUAUUUUGACAGCAGAUGCGAAACGUCGUGAUAGUGAAACGUGUUCAGUUCCGUCUUCUCCUCCGUCACCUAAGUACAACCCUCCAAUGUCUCCAGUGACAGACUUGGCAUCUCGUGUUACACCUCCUUUGCCACCUCAGCCUUCACAACCUCGGCAUAAGUCUCACAUUCCACACAGUCGAGGAAUUCCUAUAUUUGCUCUACAUUCGAAAGGUUCUUUCUAUAUACCUCUGACUUUGGAAGCAGAGGUUUUGGCACCAUAUUUAGCUGCAAUAGGUGUUGACACUGAUAUGGAGAACAAUCAUGACAUACCUUUGAAGUCUGUUGUGCUUCAUCCUGUAACUAUAUCAGUCAAUUUCCAGCAGGCACAGAACAAUAUAAAAAUGCAUCACAUGAACUCUUGUUCCUCUUCCAUACCUUGGAAGAUUGAUUCUAACGGAUUUUCCAGUACUGUGUCCAAGUGGCCUGUUUGUGUUCAAGACAGAGGUUAGACUAUUGAAAACGGUGCAGUGAAAAGUUUCAGAAUGGAUGCUCUCAUAAUUUAUUAAGCCAGAACAAUGUGGCGACUGAAUUCUGUGUUGUGUGUGAAAUGUUUUUUACAAUAUUUGUCAGAGCAUGUUGGUAUAUGCCUCACUGCAGUUGGAGGGACUAAUUUGGUAGGAAAUAUAAAGUAUAAACUUGUAUUAAUUCUUACGGUCUCGAGCACCUCAAGAUUUCUACAGACUGAUAUUUCUAGUUGAACUAAAGUGAGUAUACCAGUGAUAUGCCUUAAUACAAAGUAUUUCUGUAUACUUUAUGAAAUGAAUUUGCACUAUGUGUCAGGUAUUAGUAAGGAGUGAGUAAUAGAAUAAAAUUUUUGUGUACUGAUGAAUGGUUUGGAGUUGUCACAUGACAAGUUUUUGUCAGGAUCCAGUCACUACCUGAUUUACAUGAAGGUUGAAGUCGAUAAUUCAAUUAACUCUCCACACAGUAAUUUAAAUGGUUUGUUUCACACCUACAUAUGUUUUUUACAAAGGAAGUUGUUAUAUUACAUCAGGCAAACUGUUGUAGUGUAAUAUUUAUACUAUUCAGUUUGCACAUUUUACAGUUUUUCAGAUAAAAUCUUUCAUUUAUUAGUGGUAGAAACGUUACAUAAACUAUUUUCAAUUCUGCAAGAAUUGAAAAUAGAAUGUAGCUGACACAAUGACAGUUUGAAAACUCCAUAAUAUAAGUUUAUGUUGAACUAUAUUUGACCAGCUUAGUGCCUGCUGCUUCACUCUUGUAAACUGUAUUGACUGCAUAGAUUUUUUUAUAAUAUGUAUAACCAAAUUUUUAUGUUGACACACAUGUUGUUCAUGUGUAAAUGUGUACACUAUAAAAGAGUAAGUGACCCAUUAAUGGCUGCCAGUCUUUGGAUAAUUAACAUAUUCCAGUGGGUUCAAUUCAGUUUCAUAGAACAAGUUUAAAAAAAAGGAAGAGACAAAUUGGAUGAGUGGUUCUAUGGUCUUCAGCCGAUACUGAAAUCUCUCAUCUCAAACGGAUAAUCCAGUACAUGGAAUCCCAGUUAAACGUGGUAUCUAUUUUAUCAUCAGUAAAGAUUAGUUUGUUUAGUAAUUACAAUGAAAGUAAUUUUUUAGACAUAUACUUACUCCACUGAAAAAUGUCCAUUUCGUUUCCUAUGCAAUUCUGAUAAAGCCGGUUUGUUUGGUGGGUGCUAAAUAGCUUUAUUUUAUUUAGUUCACAAAUUGCAACACCUUCUAAGUUUUUCACGCUAAUUAAGGCUAUAGAAACAUGGUCUUUUUCAAAUGUAUUUAUGAUGAAAAAGCGAUUCUGGUACCUGGAGUCCAAGGUCUUUUGAAUCUCACAUGACUAUUGCUGGCAGUCUCAUGUUUGUGGAAUCACAUUCUUUUUGGGUUUAGUUCAGAAAUAAGUGGUAGUUGUAGAAAAUGAAAGGCAUUUCCAUGAAAAUUUGCUAUGAACAAAUUGCUAUUCUAUGUGUAUUGGUACCUGAAUUCAUACUUGGGACAAUAAAUCCUAGUUUUGCGUGCUUUGGAUUGGUCCACACCAUUGCAAAAUGUUUACUGGUCAUUAGUUGUGGGAGAUUUACCUCAUUUCUCUUGUGUGCCCAGCAUCUGUUCAUUUCUGCCUAGCUGGGAAGUAGGAAACCUGAAGUACGAGACAGAGCUUGAUGUCUUGGUUGUUUCCUCUCAGUAUUUCAAAAAUUAUGCUAAAUAACAGUAAAUGUGAAGCAGCAAUAGCUUGGGUUUUGUGAGCAGAUUUGAAACUAACACAAUAAAUUAAGAGAGGAAAUUCAGCCUCCACAUUGCAAUUUAAACUGCUUAUUGUGUUAAUGUGAAAAGAAAUUUUAUAUGAUAUUGUUACUGAUAUUUAGAAUUAUUAAAUAACAUAGUCAGUGAUCGACAUUCCUUUCACAACGUGGAUUGUAUGUCAGCAGUGUAUAUGUUUUACAUAGGGUGAGACUGAUGUAACUUCUUGUGGGUAAUCUUCAGACUUUUAUAACAAUUUAUGACAGCCUUCCAUAACACUUUAUGAUUUUGUCCAUCUUCUGAUUUCUUCUCAUGUAGCUUACUGAAAAAAAUUAACAUUGCACCUAAUGACAGAUGACUGACAUACAACAUCUUACAAAUGUGUUAAUGGAUUUUAUAUAUUGGCAGCUAACAGUGUCAGUCAGUUCAAUUUCUGAUAAUUUCUCAACAGAAUUAGCACUUCAUUUAACUUCUUUCUGAAUAUAUAAUGUGCAUGAAUAGCAUACCCAGACAUUCGAAGGUAACAUGCAUUACUCAGGGCUAACCAGACUUUCAAACAGUGUCCAUUAAAUUUCUGUCAACAUACAUUACUGUACAAAAUUAUAACAACAUUGCACACUGCAAGGUCUGAUGUGUGUUAUUUAUUAUGCUUGCAUGACUUUUUUUUAAAAAUUGUGGUGUGGACAUGAUACACACUGCUGUGUAAUGGUAAAUAUAAAACUGAUCAUUUGAGGCUGUGAUGAAAUAGUGACUGUGUAACUAAUUGAGAUGUGAUUGAAUGGAAGAGAAAAAUAUUUUUUGUUGAAAAGACUAAAGCUUCUAUUGUUACUAUAUUUUUUAAGUUACAAAAUGAAUUUAUUUACAAUAUGUUGAAAGUGACUGAGGAUUGUAAUUAAAAGGAUUUAUAUGUAAGUUUUAUAUGUAAAUAAAAGAAUGUUAACU
Molecule: messenger RNA, 4479 nt
Organism: Schistocerca cancellata (South American locust)
Lineage: Eukaryota; Metazoa; Arthropoda; Insecta; Orthoptera; Acrididae
Gene: cwo
Product: transcription factor cwo
Exons: 6
Coding region: 190-1782 (530 amino acids)
Biological process (GO): regulation of transcription by RNA polymerase II; anterior/posterior pattern specification; regulation of neurogenesis
Cellular component (GO): nucleus
Molecular function (GO): RNA polymerase II cis-regulatory region sequence-specific DNA binding; protein dimerization activity; DNA-binding transcription factor activity, RNA polymerase II-specific
Source: RefSeq, a predicted model, not a curated record